AUGGCCCUGCACGUGCCCACCACAACAUCAGCCACUUUUCACAAAAAAAAAAAAAGAAAAAAAAAAACACUCUGAGAAGCAAAGGAUCCAGCUGCCCCUUUCUCCGCAGGCAGAGCCGCGACCCCCAAGUCGGUGUGCGAAGGGUGCCAGCGAGUCAUUUCGGACCGUUUCCUGCUCCGCCUGAACGACAGCCUGUGGCACGAGCAGUGCGUGCAGUGCGCCUCGUGCAAGGAGCCCCUGCACACCACCUGCUUCUACCGCGACAAGAAGCUCUACUGCAAGACGGACUACGAGAAUGUUUUCCCUGUGAAAUGCCUUGGAUUACUUCUGCCCAUAAGUGUUGGUGAAGCUGUGUUGCGAAGGCAACAAAGCGUCUACCACCUGGGCUGCUUCUGCUGCUGCGUCUGCGAGCGGCGCCUGCAGAAGGGCGACGAGUUCGUGCUGAAGGAAGGGCAGCUGCUCUGUAAGGGCGACUACGAGAAGGAGCGCGAGCUGCUGAGCUUGGUGAGCCCGGCUCUGUCGGAUUCCGGCAAAAGCGAUGACGAAGAGAGCAUCUGCAAAGUGGGCCCGGCCUCAGGGAAGGGUGCGGAGGAUGGGAAGGACCACAAGCGGCCCAAGCGGCCUCGCACCAUACUCACCACCCAGCAACGGAGGGCCUUCAAGGCGUCAUUUGAGGUCUCCUCCAAGCCGUGUAGGAAGGUGCGGGAGACGCUGGCAGCUGAGACGGGUCUCAGCGUCCGUGUGGUGCAGGUCUGGUUCCAGAACCAGCGAGCAAAGAUGAAGAAGCUGGCUAGGAGGCAGCAGCAGCAGCAGCAGGAUCAGCAAAACACGCAGCGCCUGAGUUCAGUCCAGCCCAAUGGAGGGGGCAACGGCGGUCUGGAGGGCAUCAUGAACCCGUACACGUCGCUGCCGCCGCCGCCUCUCCUGGGCAUGGAGCAGAGCGUCUACAGCUCCGACCCUUUCCGGCAAGGACUCACCCCACCGCAGAUGCCUGGAGACCACAUGCACCCCUACGGUGGCGAGCCCCUCUUUCAUGACCUGGACAGCGACGAUACCUCACUCAGCAACCUGGGUGACUGCUUCCUGGCCACGGCAGCGGCAGACACCGGUGCCCUCCAGGCGCGUGUGGGGAACCCCAUCGACCACCUGUACUCCAUGCAGAGCUCCUACUUCACGUCCUGA
Messenger RNA from Tinamus guttatus (white-throated tinamou), 1182 nucleotides. The record is from RefSeq and is a predicted model, not a curated record. NCBI's taxonomy places the organism in Eukaryota, Metazoa, Chordata, Aves, Tinamiformes, Tinamidae.